AAAAAGAGCCGACAACAUUAAAAAUUUAAUCUUUCACUUAAUUGGUAUAUAUUAGGGUUUUGCAAAACUCUCUGAGCUACUUGAAGGUAAAACACCUCAGAUAGAAGACAAGUGUGAAAAUGGAACACAAAACAUUCUGAGGAACCGAUCAAGAGUUGCCAGACGCUAUGGAUUUCAUAGCCCGUUUUGUCAUCUGGGCAAGCCUAGGUGCUUUUAUUGCAGACGGUAAAGCCUACAAUGCUACGAAAUUACGCGUCAAUCUUGACCAGACUGAGUCUGCUAGCAAAGUUGUUUUAGCUGAAAACCGUGAUACGAUCAAUACGGGGCAGAAACGCGCAGUCCCAGCUGUCCUUGCGAGCUUAGCCGCCAACAAGGACGUACAGGCCGCCGUGGUUGAGAAAGGUAUUGAAGUGGCGGGAAAAAUAAUCGACAAACAAUUGCAGACAUGGGAUGAGCAAGGAAAGAAAGCGGAGGAUUUCCUGAAGAAGAAGAUCAAGCUCGACAUCAUGCCUGACAAGGGGUGGGAGAGCACGGACAUGUUUGUCCCUGCGGGCUACCACAUCAAUACAGAAGUCGAAGAUGACGGCGCCGACAAGGAACUGGAAACGGAGAAGGUUUCUCCAACGCCUUACACCUACCCAUCAGGCCUUGGGAGCGUCGUCAUGAACGGAUGCUGGGGGACUGGGUACACCGAGAACGACCCUUGUUUUAAUGCGAUGGAGAAAACAACACAGUGCCGGAACAUGAUCGACGGUGCAGCGUUUAUCGGAGUCGGCUUUGAUCUGAGAGGAGAGUACAGUCCUGAGUCGAGAAAAAUGAGCAUAAUCCAGAGAAACUGCGGCGGCCAUUCCAUGUAUGAAGAUUUCCAAGUUCCCGACACAAUGAAUGUGCACGGAAUAUACGACACGUCAGCGAGCAUGUUGACGUUCGAGUCUCGCACGGAAUAUCAGCAUUACUUGGAAAAAGAGGCGGGUGUUUCAGGGUCGUAUUUCGGGUUCUACGGUGGAGUUAAAAAGGCAUGGGGCAGCUCAGAAAGCACUUCAUCCAACAGCCUUCUUUCGAUAUUCGACGUCGAUGUCGACAGGUACGAGAUUUUCAAAGAUGAGGUGAAGCCGCAGGACUUGAGCAGAGCAUUUCUAAGGGAAUUCAUGAGCCUGCCUCCUUCAUACUUUGACACUAAGGCCCCGAUUGCCUACCAGGAUUUCGUUCUUCGUUGGGGAACGCACUACAUCAAGUCGGCAAGAUUUGGAGGCCAGUUAGAGCUGCGGAAGACGGUGCAACGCACCUCUUCACAAACCAAAGAACAGGUGUCUGAGAUGUUAGAAGCAGAAUACAGAAGUCUUUUUUGGAGUGCUGGAGCAAAGUACAGUACAAAUGAAGGCACAACCAACAGACAAGAGAACAAGUUCACAUCUUCCUCUAUCGUGGUGCAGGGAGGGAGUCAAGAAAUCGCGUCUAUUCUGUCUGACGAGUACGCGCCAACAUUUAAGAAUGAGUUCAAGGCGUGGCUUCAAAGCAUCAACGAUUACCCCAAGGCCUUCAAGUUCCACCUAAGCCCUAUUACAGACCUGGUGGACUUCCGAGGGAACGAUCUUUUCCCAGACGAGGAAGUAACUUGGGGCUGUGAGGCGAAAGCUUCAGAGCUUCAGACCGACCCCAAAAAUAACAGAAAGUAUUUCACAUACGAUGGCGAGGGUGGAGUGGAGAAGAGGCAGUACUGUGACAUGACGAGCCGAGCGGAAGUGGAUGCACAGCUCAGACAGAGACGGGAGAGCUUGAAGAGAGCCAUUGAAGUCUACAUGGAGGAGGGUCCCAUCUCGAUUAGCGAGGUAAGCAUCCAGGCUGGAAAGCGUGGUUGCCAAACAUCGCGCCAGGAGAGUACCCAAACCCCUCCCACAUGGAUUGCGUUCACUACCUCAUCUAGCAGGGUUGUUGUCUCUUUCGACAUGAGAGAGGAUUUGGUGGCUAAGCCCGAGACUAAGGCAGUAAAUAUAUCUAAAGACAUGAUCCGCUUGCUGAAGUUUAGCGACAACAAAUGGUACACAAGCGAGGAUGAUGGGGUCUUUCAUGCUUAUGAUGGAUAUGAUAAUGGUGAUAGCGCGACCCUAUCAAACAAGAAAGUGUCCAUAUUUGGACUGAUACUGACAUAUGAUGAAAGUAAAGGCACCUUGACUCUCGCAAAUAGAGAUUUUGAAGAAGCCCAGGGAUACUUCGCGGUACCAGAAAAGCUGAAGGGCACAGUCGUUGCUAAGAUCGACUGGACUCCCGAGGAUCGGUUCAAAAAGAGUAUUGAAAACUCAAUUGGGAACUUGCCUUGUAACGUUGACUGGUCCAAUGCGAUGCGUUUUGAUCCAAGGAAUGAAUUUGGUGGAAAAUGUCUCCACUUCACCGCAUCCACUGCCGGGUCUAUUUUCGUCGUCUUUUCAGCGAUACCAAAAAAUCCAAAAACGUGGUACUACGUUGAGAUAUCGCCAUACGGAGUAGGCAUCUACAAGGCUCAAAAGCUACGAGUAGUCUCAUUGAAUAAUAAUGCAGUUGGUCUCGGAGAUAAAAAGCUGUACCAGUCAUACUUCGUUUGCCUGAAAGAAUCCGAAGAGAGCACCUUGGUUGAGUACGGGAAGACUAAGAGCAGCUCUAGGACUGGAGAUGUGUUCCUUACAAUGAUAGAUACCAAAGAAGAUGACAACGAACCACUAAAAGUCCGAUUCUACGCAUUUGGUAAUGAUGACAACGACUUACAGAUCACGAAUGCAAACAUUCAAGACCGAACUCUCACACAAACGAACUGCAUGGGAAGCACAAAACACGAUUCAAGCAUACCCUAUUGCAUCCAAGAUUGUCAUCCUUUCUGUGAUCCUCUCGCUGGUUGUAAGGAGAAAAGAGGAGGCCAGCCCGCGGCUAAUGAGUGUAAUCGCUACCGUGUAAAGCUGGAGUCAGGCGAUUACAGUAGAGAAUGUCCGGCUGGCUCUCAUCCGGAUAAAAACCGUGUUUGUAGAGCAAGUUACGAACUGCAGUAUAAACGUGGCCGUCAUUCGGAAACAGAAAUCGCUGAUGUGAAUCUGCUGAGUGACUUCACAAUGUGCUUAUGGGUGAGAAUACGACAGGCACCAGGUCCCACCUCGUACGAGCUAGUAUUGUAUGGGGAAAAUAAUAUCGUUAUGAGAGCCAGAAUUGUCAACAAUAAAGUGCGAUGGGAAGCCUUUGCUUUUUCAGGAUGGUCAUUAGGACCCGAGUUCCCUAGGGAUGAUCAAUGGCGUCUCUUUUGCCUUAUCGGAGACUCCAGUAGACAGCAGAUGUCCGUGCUGAUCGAUAACCAAAGGUCUAAUUUCGCCACCUUCCCUCCUUCACAAGAAAUCAUCGAAAAAGAACCUAGAAAGCUAAGACUGCUAAGGCCGUACCCCGAUUUCCCAGGCGCGAUUUCUGACUUGAACGUCUGGGACAGGGUUUUGAGUCCUGAGGAACUUCAUGCAGUUCAGAGUUCCUGUGGUGGCUUGGCCGGAAAUUUGGUGAACUGGUACGAGAUCGAACGAAAGCUCGAACAGAGAAGAAACGAUUUUGAAAUAACAAAGCCAUCGACCUGUAAGCCCCAAUCCGCGCCAGAAGGGACGACUCGUGACUAUCCAGUCAUAGCGAAGUACCAGCCUUGGACACAAUCACGACAUCGAGGUCACCCGCAAACGAGAAACAGCGAAAAGACACGUUAUAAUUCCAGUGCUAAACCACAUGACCGCGGGGAUAAUCAGUCACCUGCUCAAGACAAAUCUGAAAGGCAAGUUUUGGUGAAGCUGAAGUAAAAUCACGUGGCAAGAGCAUGCUAGGCUAAACAGCGUUCAUUCUGACUGAAUAGUAUCGAGCAUUCAAAACGCAAAUAAAAACUGGUUAAAAACCGA
Molecule: messenger RNA, 3890 nt
Organism: Nematostella vectensis (starlet sea anemone)
Lineage: Eukaryota; Metazoa; Cnidaria; Anthozoa; Actiniaria; Edwardsiidae
Exons: 20
Coding region: 168-3794 (1208 amino acids)
Source: RefSeq, a predicted model, not a curated record